UGGCGGAAGUGUCGUAGGGGCAGGGAGGGGUUCUUUACCCGGUCUGGCAGCUGAAGCUCGGCUCUCGGGUUACCCCUGCAGCGACGCCCCCUGGUCCCACCGAUACCACUGCUGCUCCCGCCCCUUCGCUCCUCGGCCGCGCAAUGGGCACCCGCGACGACGAGUACGACUAUCUCUUCAAAGUUGUCCUUAUUGGAGAUUCUGGUGUUGGGAAGAGUAAUCUCUUAUCUCGAUUUACUCGAAAUGAAUUUAAUCUUGAAAGUAAGAGCACCAUUGGAGUAGAGUUUGCAACAAGAAGCAUCCAGGUUGAUGGGAAGACCAUAAAGGCACAGAUAUGGGACACGGCAGGGCAGGAGCGAUACCGAGCUAUAACAUCAGCAUACUAUCGUGGAGCUGUAGGUGCCUUAUUGGUGUAUGACAUUGCUAAACAUCUCACAUAUGAAAAUGUAGAACGAUGGCUGAAAGAACUGAGAGAUCACGCUGAUAGUAACAUUGUUAUCAUGCUUGUGGGCAAUAAGAGUGAUUUGCGUCAUCUCAGGGCAGUUCCUACAGAUGAAGCAAGAGCGUUUGCAGAAAAGAAUGGUUUGUCAUUCAUUGAGACUUCAGCCCUAGACUCUACAAAUGUAGAAGCUGCUUUUCAGACAAUUCUGACAGAGAUCUACCGCAUUGUUUCCCAGAAGCAAAUGUCAGACAGACGUGAAAAUGACAUGUCUCCAAGCAACAAUGUGGUUCCUAUUCAUGUUCCACCAACCACUGAAAACAAGCCAAAGGUGCAGUGCUGUCAGAACAUAUAAGGCGUUUCUCUUCUCCCCUAGAAGGCUGUGUAUAGUCCAUUUCCCAGGUCUGAGAUUUAAAUAUAUUUGUAAUUCUUGUGGUCACUUUGUGUUUUAUUACUUCCUCAUACUUAUGGAUUUUCUCAUGUCUUAAGUCUUUUGAUUUUAGCUUUAUAAAAUCAUCCACUUGUCCCGAACGACUGCAGCUUUUUUUCAUGCUAUGGCUUCACUAGCCUUAGUUUAAUAAACUGAAUGUUUGGAUUCCUCAGUUAUUGUUUACUUUUCAUCAUGGAAGCCUGUCACUCUAGGACAUAUUAGAACUUGAUCACUUGAAGCUCAGACCUAUUGGUCUUGAUCAAACUAAGAAGACUUUAGAAGAAAUAAGCUAUCAGUUUGCCACAGAGCAGCUUAUAAUGAGCAGCUUAUAAUUCAUACACUCUUCUCUCAAUGCAGUGUAUAUUUCCACAAAUCUAAGAAUUUCCCUAUAAACAGCAGGAUUUUGAGAGCUUGAAAAUUUUCCAUUAUUCUGGAAAUCAAUUUCUAAAAUGCCUUAAUAGGAUUAAGUAGUUUAGUAAAUUUUGUUUUUUAAUUUUUGUAAGCAUCAAAGUUGAUUAGAGAGGGGGACACUUUUUCUGGACAAGAAUUAUCUUAAUAAACAAAAGACUGUUUUAUGGUUUCAGUAGCAGUGUGGUUAUGGAGCCAUAUGUUAAACGAUGCUGCCUGGCAGGCUGGGAACUUGAGAGACUGGUGGAAUUCCAUCUGAGAUGCCUCUAUUGAAAUGAUCAGGCAGCCCGAAUCAUUGAACUCAUCUAAUUUCCUGGCAGUAGAUUAUGUGGCAUUUUAUUGCUCAGGCAAUAACUGAUUUAAUGCUGUUAGUAUCAAAUUGUGAAGUGUUAAUUUUGUCUUAAAACCUUCCAGUAAAUGAAAUGCAACCUAGUUUUAUCACCAUAUCUAUCAGCAGGCAUGGAUGAUUAUUUUAACAAUGCUAAUUUUUGAGUUUUGCAAUAUAUUAAGGAAUACAGUCCAGUUAAAUAUCUGGUUUCAGUAUGUCUGAAGAAUAUAGUGAGAGGUUACUUUCUGCUCAAGUGGUACCACUUAACGGCAUGUAUUCUUUUAGUAUGUUAGUACCUUGAGUUUAAAUAGAAUGCAUUUAGGCAUUAUACAAACCUGAACUACUUUUUCCCCAUUACAUUAUUAAAAUCGGUGGAGCAACUAGUUUCCCAUUUAGAAAUGUGCACUACUAAUACUGAAUUUUACUUUCUUGUGGAUAAUAUUAAGCACUUACUCUGCAGUGUUCUGAAAGUUGUGUCAACUGAAUUGAUACUAUUCAGGAUGGUGGCAUAUCCCCCAAGUACAAAAAUGUGUGUGUGUGGGCUUGCAUAGAUUACUAUGUUUCAUAGUUAAUCUAUCUUUUGCGGUGCUCAUGACGUGUGGGGCACACGGAAGGCAUUGCUGUGGUCAGUCUUUUUGGUUUUCUUCUGUAGCCACUUAUUAUUUUAGAGUAUUAGUUGGUUAUGAAGAUUCUAUUAUCUAUUUGUAAAUCGCUACUUUGUAUUUUAUGCAUGCUCUGUAACUUGAUUUAUUUUUGUUUUAAUUUUAUUUUUUAGUUAUUGAUUUGGAAUAUAUUCACAUUCUAAUAAACAGUUAUAGGGGGACUAUUCUUUAUGUUGUCAGAUUACAUUUUUCCUCUGAGUGCUUUGGAUGCAGCCAUGGAAUAUUUGAUUCUGAUGCAGAAGAGCAUAGGUCCUUGCAUUACAGAGUAAACACUAAAUUGGAGGCAUCAUUGUGUGAAUUUAGAGUUGAUUUUAGACAUAUGGUUCAAUUAUGCUUUUCUUGGAGAAAGUAUCACCAAAAACAUUAAGGAAGUAAUCGUUGUACCUUCAUAUAUAACAGUGUCACCAGAAAGAGGGAUUUACUCGAAAUUGGUAGUAAAUCUUUCACAAAAUUUAAGAUGAAGGAAACUCUAGGUUGUGAAUUAAAAAUCAGUAACUUUGAAUUUUCAUCAAGUAUAGACUUAAUGUUGCCGUGGGCAUGGUUGGAUUUUGGGAGAAUUCCAAGAACUGUUUAAAUAGUAGUAGAAAAUGUCUUUGAUUGCAUCUUAACCGUGUCUUCAUUCUGAAAAGGAUCUCAGGAGACCAACUGUCUCAAAUAAGAACCAUUAAGAUUUAAAAUAUUAUGACAGCUUAGGGCUCAAGGCAGUUCAGAAGUAUUUUGCUGCUUGACCCUGGUUUUCAGUUAUUUUAACUUUGAAACUUUUUUAACCUGUUCUGAAAAGCCAGUUAACCAUCUUGACUUCAUUUAACUUGUAUGUCAUGGUCUCAACUGCUAUCUAUGAUUUUUCUUUACUAGUAGUUACCACUCUGUAGGGGUAAGUUAUUGUUAGCCAUUGCAUUGUGAAUGCUAAAUUGUAAUUCUAAGAAGGGGU
Mustela erminea (ermine) is the source of this 3198-nucleotide messenger RNA. RefSeq names its product RAB11A, member RAS oncogene family (gene RAB11A). Gene Ontology annotation, biological process: exocytosis; melanosome transport; neurotransmitter receptor transport, endosome to postsynaptic membrane. Bases 144 to 794 code for a protein of 216 amino acids. Gene Ontology annotation, cellular component: postsynaptic recycling endosome; axon; transport vesicle. The transcript is spliced from 5 exons. NCBI's taxonomy places the organism in Eukaryota, Metazoa, Chordata, Mammalia, Carnivora, Mustelidae. Gene Ontology annotation, molecular function: GTPase activity; GTP binding. The record is from RefSeq and is a predicted model, not a curated record.